Messenger RNA from Prunus dulcis (almond), 1164 nucleotides. Its product is annotated as loganic acid O-methyltransferase-like. Gene Ontology annotation, biological process: methylation. Bases 115 to 1164 code for a protein of 349 amino acids. NCBI's taxonomy places the organism in Eukaryota, Viridiplantae, Streptophyta, Magnoliopsida, Rosales, Rosaceae. Gene Ontology annotation, molecular function: S-adenosylmethionine-dependent methyltransferase activity. The record is from RefSeq and is a predicted model, not a curated record. The transcript has 3 exons.
UUUCCGAAUGGAAUAAAUAAGGCCCUUCACUUCAGUACCCUUCUCAAAGGAAUACGAUCUAUUGAUCCAAAAGAUACAAUCAUAGAGGAGAAACAACAAGAGAGAUCGAGAGAGAUGGCAGAUUUGGUGGCAUAUCCUAUGAAGAGUGGACAUGGCCUCUACAGCUACAGCAAAAACUCUACUUUUCAGAGAAAAGCUAUAGAUGCUGGCAAGGAACUGAUCAAAGAAGCAAUUUCUGAAAAGCUUGAUAUCAAAAGCUUCUCUUCUUCAAACACCUUUCGAGUUACAGAUUUAGGCUGCUCUGUUGGGCCUAACACAUUCCAUGCAGUGCAAAACAUAGUGAAUGCUGUGGAGCAAAAGUAUCAAAGCCAAGGACACAAUUCUCAACUCCCUGAAAUCCAAGUUUUUUUCAGCGAUCACACCUCCAAUGAUUUCAAUGAGCUCUUCCAAUCUCUGCCUCCAGACAGGAGUUACUACGUGGCGGGUGUUCCAGGCUCUUUUCAUUCUCGUUUAUUUCCCAAGGCCUUUAUUCACUUUGCCUACUCUUCAUAUGCUCUCCAAUGUCUCUCUAAAGUGCCAGAAGAAGUGGUGGACAUGAACGCUCCUGCUUGGAACAAAGGGAGGAUUCAUUACUCGAAGUCUGCAGACCAAGUUGUCAAGGCAUACACAGCUCAGUAUGCCAAGGACAUGGAGUGCUUUCUAAAUGCUAGAGCCCAAGAGAUUGUGUGUGGAGGGUUGAUGGCCUUUGUUGUCCCAGGCCGCCCCAAUGGAAUCUCUCAUACAGAAGUUACGGUGAUAGAACUCCUUGGAUCCUGCCUCAUGGACAUGGCCAAGAAGGGUAUCAUUUCUGAAGAAAAAGUGGACUGCUUUAAUAUCCCACAAUAUACUGCUUCUCUGGAAGAAGUAGAAGCGAUUGUGAAAGCGAAUGGAUAUUUCAGCGUAGAAAUAAUGGAAAACUUGACACAGGAAAAACCACCACCCAAGGUGAUUGCCUUUAGUGUGAGAUCCGGAAUUGAGGGAAUGAUUCGGAAGCAUUUCGGAGAUGAGAUUAUGGAUGAGCUUUUUGAUUCAUUUGGCAAGAAACUUGAAGAAUCCUCCUCCGUCCCCAAAUCAAAGAAAUCAAUUAGCUUGUUUGUUUUACUCAAAAGCAGAGCAACUGAAUAA